AUGGCCCUCAUUAAAGAAAUCAAACAAUUUCUGUUAGUAACAAUACGAGAAAAUUAUUUUCAAGAAUAUCUUCGACAAAUACAUGAAAAUACUUACUGGUUUUGCGAAGAUAAAUUUGAGAAAGUAUAUCCUCUUUCCGAAUACGAGAAUAGUACUGAAAAUAUUCAAAUAAAGAAUGAACAAUCAUUAUCUGAGACAACAACAGAGGGAGAAACAUUCGAACAAGAUCUGGAAGUAAUCGAAGAAAGUCAAGAGAUAGAUAAUUUCGAACAACAAUUAACAGCACUCUUAGAAGAAACAAAAGCUGAAAUUACCCCACAAGAUACCAAAGAAAGUGAUAGACCCAACCAAAACAACACUUCGUUCGGAAGUCUAUCCAAAUAUCAAGAAAUCAAUAAUAAAAUAAAUCAAAAUGAUAAAUUAAUCAACGAACUACAACAAAUAAACAUAAAAAUGAGUAGUAAUGUACUGGACUGGAAUCCAAACCCCAGGAAAGAAUUGCCAUGA
Ambispora gerdemannii is the source of this 507-nucleotide messenger RNA. The record is from the annotation of a GenBank genome assembly. Lineage: Eukaryota; Fungi; Glomeromycota; Glomeromycetes; Archaeosporales; Ambisporaceae.